AUGCGUGCCUACCUCAGGGCAAACUGUCAAAAGCAGUUGUAUAGUCGGCACAAGGAAUAUCUCAACGGCCUUGUUGGCUCAGACUUUGAGAUGACUCUCCCUGGUGCACUUCGGCUGUUUGUGAAUGGAGAGAUAGUUUCAGCCCAGGGCUACGGGUAUGACCAUCUCUAUGUUCAUUUCUUCCUGGAGCUGCCCAGCCGUUGGUCGAGCCCAGCAUUCCAGCAGCUCUCUGGGGUGACGCAGACCUGUGCCACCAAGACCCUGGGCAGGGACAAUGUGGCAUACUUCUCCUACCCCUUUACUCUGGAGAUGUUUUUCACCCAAGAGGAUGAGUCAGAAGGCUCUCUCCCACUGUGGCCUGUGAUCUAUUUUGAGGUUCUCUCGCUGGAUUAUUGGCAGAGGUAUCGUGUUGAAGGUUAUGGCUCUGUGGUGCUGCCAGCAGCUCCAGGGUUCCACACCCUGACAGCCCCGACCUGGCGACCCACUGAGCUAGGGACGGUCUCUGAGCUGAGGAGGUUUUUCAUUGGUGGGUCCCCUGAACUGGAGGACAUGACCUACGUCAGGGUGCCAGGAAUCUUCAAGGGAGAGUGCCUGAGCCGCUUUGGUUUCCGCACAGAGACAACAGGGAGCGUCACGUUCCGGCUCCACUGCCUGCAGCAGUCCAGAGCCUUCCUGGAGUCCAGUGCCCUGAGGAAGCACAUGCAGAGUGUGCUGGACCGGCUCGGGGGCUUCAGCCAGCAGAACUCCCUCUACAGCGUCCUGGAGGCAUUCCAGAGGGCGCGGCGCCGGAUGCAGGAAGCACGUGAGAGCCUCCCUCAGGACCUGAUCAGCACCUCUGCCUCCACCGUGCAGCAGCCAUGAGCAUUGUGCUUCCAGCGGCUCCACUGGCACUGGGCCUGGCUGGGCACAGCAGCCUCUCUUCUAAAAGCACCUUGUGCAGCAAGAGUUUCAGCUCCAGCCCCUUUAGGCUUUGCAAGUGCCUCCCACUGCAGUUGUCAGCGUCUCUAGAAUGCCCAGCCCCCAUACUCUCGCAUCCCUACUGGCCCCAGUAAAGGGGCAUCUUCCCUUUGAGGUGAUGUCUGCCUCAGGAUCCCAUCUGGUGCUCCAAACUGGAGCCAGAGCCACUUCCCACCAAAAAGCUGGGUGUGCCCAGCACUGCCUGGGUCCCUGCAUGACAGGGUAACGAGUUGCUAGGCUGUCCCUGGUGCUGAUGUCCAAGCACUGUUUUAGAGCACUCCAUACAUGUUUGGUCCGAGGUAAAGCUCUGGAUUUCACUUGCUCACUGAGGGGUUCAGAGAGCCUCCCAAAGCCUGGGAGGGGCACUCAGGUCCUGGCUUUGGUAGCACCCUGUUUCCUCUGGGUAGUGCCUAAGAGAAGUUUCAUCUAUCACCAAAGAUAGACACAAGCAAGCCCCUCCCAUUCCUUUCCAGCAACCCCCAGGGUUUGGUACCAGCAAUCCCCUCCUUCCAGACCCAUAAGGUGGAAAGCUGGAGGCCCCUGUCCGUGAGUGCUGGGGUUACAGUAGGAGCACAGAUGCCCAGCCAAGGUGAGAGCAUGCAUGCAGAAUGCUGAUGGGCAGUGGCAUCCCUGCACUGUCAGAAUCAUGUCACACACCCUGCGAUCCUGCCUGCUGCACAUGUGCAGUGGGGGCUGUGCAAGAGAAAUGGAUGUUUGAUCAAAUUGCCAGGAAUUAAUUCUAGCCCAAAUGGUUCCGACCACUCUUCAGGAAUCCUUUUUCCUGACCACAUGGCACUUCUCUUUACCAGCAGCACUCAUUGCUGGCCACAGCUAGAGAUUUGUUGCCGAAGUCUAAAAGCCAUAGACAAUCGUUCCAUCACGCCUGCUAGGCAGGCUGUAAAACCAUCUGAGACUGGAUGUAGGAGCACUUGUUAUUUCUAUAGUGAUUGAGCAAGCAGCAAAUCUCUGGGCUAUAUUAGUAACUGACCUGAUAAGUUCUCUUUCCUACUGUGAGAAUGGGGAUGAUGAUGGAGAUCACGGGAUGGUGCCAUUGUAGAAGUUCUGCUUAACUGAAUGAGUAAGCAGGUAGGUCCUUGAGAAAUGCUAGUUGUUGGCAGCGAUACAGUUCUUUGUAUAAACCAGGUCUACUGCUACUAAAAUUGAUUCUCUCCA
Mauremys mutica (yellowpond turtle) is the source of this 2130-nucleotide messenger RNA. RefSeq names its product Meckel syndrome type 1 protein-like. Gene Ontology annotation, biological process: cilium assembly. Gene Ontology annotation, cellular component: MKS complex. The record is from RefSeq and is a predicted model, not a curated record. NCBI's taxonomy places the organism in Eukaryota, Metazoa, Chordata, Testudines, Geoemydidae. The transcript is spliced from 11 exons. The coding region runs from base 1 to 861 and encodes 286 amino acids.